This is a messenger RNA of Quercus robur (English oak), 8894 nucleotides long. RefSeq names its product putative disease resistance RPP13-like protein 1. The coding region runs from base 220 to 4383 and encodes 1387 amino acids. The record is from RefSeq and is a predicted model, not a curated record. Gene Ontology annotation, biological process: defense response to other organism. The transcript is spliced from 17 exons. Gene Ontology annotation, molecular function: ADP binding. Lineage: Eukaryota; Viridiplantae; Streptophyta; Magnoliopsida; Fagales; Fagaceae.
UUCUUUCCCUUUUUUCUUGUCUUUUUUCUCUACUCCUUAUCUUUAUUUUCCUCCUCCAAUUCUUCUGUGAAAAAGUCUAUCACUGCAGAUUUCUUCAACUUUCGCAGAACAAAGUAAACCUCUCUCAGUCUUCACUCCGAACCCAAUUUUCUGAUCAGGACUGUCACUUUGGUUGCUUCAUUUCAAUUCCCAAAUUUCCUUCUCUCCCACGAGGGAAUCAUGUCAGUAAUUGGAGAGGCUGCUCUAUCAGCUUUCUUUGAGGUGCUGUUUGACAAUUUAAGCUCCUCUGAUUUGUUGAAGAUCUUUCAGCAAGAGCAAGUUCAUGCUGACCUCAAGAAGUGGAAGACAACGUUGCCGAAAAUCCGUGCAGUUCUGGAUGAUGCAGAGGAUAAGCAGAUGACAAGCAAGUUCGUGAAGAGCUGGCUGGAUGAUCUGGAAGACUUGGCUUAUGAUGUGGACGACAUCCUGGACGAGUUUGCUACUGAAGCUUUGCGACGUAAGUUGAAUGCAGAAGAACCCAGCACAAGUAAGGUACGAAAGUUCAUCCCUGCUUGUUGUGUGGGUUUGAAUCCAAGUUCUAUCAUGUUUGAUGCCAAUAUGCGGUCCAAGAUUAAUGAAAUCAAUACAAGGUUGCAAGAAAUUGUAACACAGAAGAAUGAUCUGGAAUUGAGAGAAAAUACAGGCCGGGGAAGAACUGGAGCAACAAGACCAAGGAUGCCCACGACUUCUUUGGUGAAUGAAGGUCAUACUCAUGGCAGAGUAGAAGAUAAAAAGGCUAUUGUCAAGUUGUUGUUGAGUGGUGAAUCGAGUAAUGCUCCACUCUCUGUGAUUCCCAUACUUGGUAUGGGGGGAAUGGGUAAGACAACUCUUGCCCAACUAGUUUACAAUGAUGAUGUGGUGAGCAAUUAUUUUGAUGUGAAAGCAUGGGGUUGUGUUUCUGAAGAUUUUGAUAUUGUAAAGGUGACAAGAGAAAUUCUACAAUCUGUCACUUCUGAAUCCUGCAACGAUAAUAAUUUAGAUUUACUACAAGUCAAAUUGAAAGGGAAAUUAUCAGGCAAAAAGUUCUUGCUCGUUUUGGAUGAUGUAUGGAAUGAAAACUAUAAUGAUUGGACUAGGCUGCGUUGUCCAUUUGAAUUUGGGGCUCCAGGAAGUAAGAUAAUCAUCACAACUCGAAGCGAUCGUUUUUCAUCAACAAUGGGCACUACUCAAGCUUACAAGUUGAAAGAGUUGCCAGAUGAUGCUUGCUUGAUUGUAUUUAUCCAAAACACAUUGGGGACAACAGAUUUUAGUGCAUAUCCAGAACUUCAAGAAUUUGGUCCUAAAAUUUUGGAAAGGUGUCAGGGAUUGCCUUUGGCAGCAAAAACUCUUGCAGGCCUAUUACGUACUAUGCAUUAUGAUGAGUGGAAAAAUGUGCUCAAUAACAAGAUAUGGGAUAUGUCAGAAGAAAAUAGUGAUGUUCUACCAACCCUUAGAUUGAGCUAUCUAUAUCUCCCUUCACAUUUAAAGAGAUGUUUUGCCUAUUGUUCACUAUUCCCGAAAGAUUAUGAAUUUGAGGAACAAGAACUAGUCCUGUUAUGGAUGGCGGAAGGUUUGGUUCAAGAAUCAGAAAAGCAUAAGCCAAUGGAAGCUCUUGGUGUUGAGUAUUUUUGUGAUUUAUAUAAGCGAUCACUUUUUCAACAAUCAAGUAGGAAUAGAUCACUCUUUGUCAUGCACGACUUAAUCAAUGAUUUAGCUCAAUGGGCAGCGGGACAGUUGUGCCAUUGGUUGGAAGAUAAAUCAAGUGGUAAUAUGCAACCCAAGAUUUCUACAAAGGUACGUCAUUUCUCCUACGCUCGUUGUGCAUAUGAUGGCAUCACAAAAUUUAAAGGCUUGACAAAAGAUAUGCAUUUGCGGACCUUCCUACCGCUACCAACAAAAGACUGGAGCUACUUAACAAAUUAUGUUUUUAGUUGUUUAUUGCCACAGUUUAGAUGUUUAAGGGUAUUAUCUUUAUCUGGAUAUCAAAUUUUUGAGUUACCAAGUUCAAUCGGUGAUUUGAAACAUCUAAGAUACCUCAACCUUUCUAAAACUUUGAUUAGAAGUUUACCAGAAUCAACAAGUUCUUUAUACAAUUUGCAAACAUUGAUAUUGAAAUAUUGUGAGAGACUCACAAAGUUACCGGAGAAAAUUGGGAAUCUAGUCAAUCUUCGGCAUCUUGAUAUUGAAGGGGCCCAUUUAAUCAAAGAGAUGCCAGUGGGAAUAAAAGAAUUAAAAAACCUACAAACAUUGUCUAAUUUUGUUGUGGGGAAAGAUACUGCAUCGAAGAUAGGGGACUUGAUGAACUUGGAGUCUCUUAAGGGAACACUUUGCAUUUCACACUUGGAGAAUGUGCUUGAAGUCGAGGAUGCAAGAAGGGCCAACUUACUUGGUAAGAAGAAUUUAAAUGUAUUAGUGAUGAAAUGGGAGUCCGAGCUUGAUCAAAGAGCUAGUCUAGAUAUUCUUGACAUGCUACAACCUUCAACAACGAUGAAAGAAAUUUCAAUUGAUGGCUAUGUUGGUGCAAAAUUCCCAACUUGGUUUGGACAUCCAUCAUUUUCUAAUAUGGUGCUCCUAAGGAUUGAGAGGUGCAGGAAAUGCACAUCCUUACCUGCAAUUGGACAAUUACCAUCCUUGAGAGACCUUGCCCUUGUAGGAUUGUCUGCAGUGGAAAUCAUUGGUCUUGAGUUUUAUGGGGAAGACUGCCCAAAGCCUUUCCAAUCCUUAGAGACACUUUGCUUUAAGGAUAUGCAAGAAUGGAAAGAUUGGAUUCCAUGCAAAGUUGAGUACGAAGAAUUCCCUUGCUUGCGUGAGCUUUCUAUUUCUCAAUGUCCUAAAUUGCAAGGAAAAUUGCCUCACCAUGUUCCAUUAUUGGAAAAAUUUUCUAUUAAUGGAUGUGAGCAAUUGGACGUUUCAAUUCCAAACUUCCCAAAGCUUCAUGCAUUAGAAAUUAAGGGAUGUAAAGGGGUGGUGAGCAGAAGUACAGAUGAGUUAUGCUUUCCAAAGUCAACUAUUCUUUCUAUUCCAUAUGUGAAAAGCUUGACGGAGGAGUUCAUGCAUGGGUUAGCUAAGGUAGAAAAUCUAGAGAUAGAUAAUUGUAAGGAGCUAACAUCUUUGUGGCAGGAUGAAUUCAAAUCCCUUAUAAUGCUGGAUAUAAGAGAUUGCUCAAGCCUUGUCAACAUCAGCUUGACAUCUACUUUAAGGACACUAAAUAUUACGGGUUGUAGUGGUUUGAAAUCCUUGUCAAUCUCUAAUUGUGCAUGUUUGGAAAAGGCAAGCAUUUUGAGAUGUAAUUCUUUGACGUUGAUUUCAAGAGGUCAGUUGCCUCAAAAUUUGAAAACACUAUAUAUAAGUCAUUGUGAGAAUUUGCAGUUUUUGGUAGAUGAGGGAGAGGCUUCUUCUAAUUCUUCUUCUCUUCUUGAGGACUUGGUUAUUGGGGGCUGUCCAUCUCUAAAAUGCUUAUCAUCAAGUGGCGACCUACCUACCACGCUUAAACGCCUUAAGAUUUGGUCAUGCAUAGAGCUCACAUCCUUUUCAUCAAAAAGCGAGUUACCUACAGCUCUUAAAUACCUUUAUGUAUACAACUGUCCAAAGAUGGAGUCAAUAGCGAACAACUUACCCAACAAUGCGUCUCUUGAAUAUCUUCAAAUCGAAAGGUGUGCAAAGUUGAAAUCCUUACCGGUGGGCCUACACAAACUCUGCCACCUCAAUAAGAUCGAGAUAUGGAACUGCCCUAGUUUUGUUUCCAUCCCAGAUGGAGGGUUACUCCCCACCAGCUUGAGAGAGCUUUCGAUCUACCACUGUGAGAAACUCAUGCCGGUCUGGCCCAACUGCAUGCCGAACCUCAAUUCUCUUUUUAUCCUCAAUUGUCCAAGCGUCAUAUACUUUCCAGAAGAGGGUUACCCCACCAGUCUAACAUCACUCUCAUUUGGCGGGGAGAAUAUCUGUAAGCAAGUAACUGUGUGGGGAUUGCACAGACUAACCUCUCUUACAUCACUCUGUAUUGUUGGUGGAAUUCCAGAUUGGCAGUCGUUUCCAGAUGAGCAAGAUGGGAAGCUGACGAUGACGCUUCCUUCCUCUCUUACCCAGCUAAGGAUUCGGAGCAUUCCAAAUAUAGUAAUUCUAUCUUCUUUGGGCUUUCAAAAUCUCUCUGCUCUUGAAGAAUUGGACAUCAGAUUUUGCCCUAAACUCGCAUCCCUCCCAGAGAAGGGCCUACCUCCCUCGCUUCUGCGACUUUAUAUUUACGAGUGUCCAUUGCUGAAACAACACUGCAAGAAAGGCGGGCGAGAGUGGUCCAAGAUAGCCAACGUCCCUUGCGUUCUGAUUGAUAAUUGGUCUGUCUAUGAGGUGGAGGAGGAGCAGCAAUAAAAAAAUUGUAAAACAAAGAGCAAUAUUUACUCAUAAUAGUUACUCCUUCCUUCCAGUGUUGCAGCAGAGACUAGCUUCUAAACCACUAAACGUUGUAUUGGAAUUUCAAAACACGGAGGUUAUCAGAAAAUGUGCAGAGAAUGGCAGGAUGCCCUUUUAGUACUAUGCUUGUGCAGAAUGUCGUUUUAAACAUUUGUCGUGCCUUGCAUAGAUUGAUCAAAGCAUUGUCACCUAUGCUGCAAAUGGCAGAGACUAGCUUUGGAACUGAUAAACCUUCUAUUGGAAUUUCAAAACGUGGAGGCUACAUAUUGUGUUCUGCGACAUGAUGAUCAGCAGAUGUGCACAAAAUGUCAUUUUAAAACAAAUAUUGUGCCUUGCAUAGAUUGAUCAAAGCAUUGUCACCUGCGCUGCAGAUGGCAGCAGCCACUCUUUGGGCUAUUUGGAAAUGCAGUAUUAUAGAGCCAAGCUCUUAAUUACUGCUACUCAAGGGAAGACUAUUGAUGCUACUCAAGCUCUUAAUUACUGCAAGCACAAGAUCAUGAUCUGUCAAGAAGCAAUGGCUGGGACUCAUUCCCUAAAUGUUGCUUUAAACCUCCUAUCUAUAAUUGCAAAUGAUUUGUUGAAUCUAAGAUCAAAUUGGGAACCAAAUUUCAGAUCUUAGUAGAAGUUAGUACAAAAAGGGAGAGUUGCUCGCCAGAUGCAAGCUUUGUUUGCAAAGAUCAAAUGAGGAACCAAAUUGUGGUACACUGUUAUAGUUGGUUGGCUAAAAAGAAAUCCAUAGUACUUUCUCAGAUAAUUCAUGAAAGCUCAACCCAUGCACUUAUUAAAGGUGUGGUAGCUGCAGUUGUACCUACUAGUAGCUCUGAGGUUUGCAGCCUUUGUUGUGCAAUGAAAAACACCAGGUUCGGAGAUUAAGCAGUUAAGGAAGACAUUGCUGAGCAGCGUUCAUGAUUUUCUAAACUCUGGGUUGAUCAAAUCCCAGGCAAAUCCUCACUAAUGCUUGUUAGCUGGCCAAUUCUACAACUUCCUCUUUUAUGCGGCCUGGUCCUCUUCUUGACCAGAAUUUAAGGCUUUCUCUCUGACUUAGCAUCCAUGUUGAAGAGAAAAUGAAUUUCUUGAUGUGGUGACUCUUGUUUGAUUUGCUGAAUACCACUAAUAGAUGAUAUUGCAGAUUGUACCAGAAACCACCCUACCAGCAAAGUUGCAGAAUCAAUCAGAACCUUCUUAGACCAAUGUAAUUUAUUGGUUCUCCAAUGACUAAGAAGAAGAGCUGGUUCAACAUAGUGAAGAGGUUCUUUAUAAGAGAGACAAACUCAAAACAAGAAAUGGUAAAGUAAUUUGCUUAUUUGUGCAGUUUUGGUCUUUGAUUCUGUUCCUCACUGCUAGAACAAUUAUCGGGAUAGAAGGAAAUGGAUUUUUGGAGGGCUCAAGAUCAAAAGGUUAACCUCGCUCACUGCACCAUCAUCAUUGAAUGAAAGAAAUCUAGGUGAGGCUGAGGAAGAGCAGAUCAAGCAUGCUCUUGCUGUGGCCCAUGCCACCAUUGCUGCUGCUGAAGCAGCUGUUACAACUGCUCUAGUUGCUGCUAAGAUUGUCUGGUUCACCAGCACCCCUCAAUAUAACCAUCAAUGUGUAAAUGAAGUGGAAGUUUCAGUCAUUAGAGUUCAAGGUGAAGCCCCUCUGUCCAACUAUCAAUGUGUGAGAGAAUCCAUGAAUUUGCUGCCAUUAGAAUUCAGUCUGCCUUUUGGGGUUACCUUUUGUGUUUAAAGCAAGGAAAGCUUUGCGGGGAAAAGGAAUUAUGAGGCAGAGCUGUAAGAUGCCAAACCAUAACUACCCUAAAGCUCUUGCAGUCCAUUGUAAUUAUUCAGUCACAAGGCUGCACAAGAAUAUUUGGAAUGGUGGAAGGCACUUGGAACUAUGUUGGAAGUGACAAUCGCAGAAUUGGAAAGACAAGAUGACAAGGGUAUGUAAUGCAGCUAGAACUGGCUUAUUCUAUUGUGAACAACACAACUCCCAUAAAAAAAAUCUGUUUCUCAUUUCACCUGUGCUGCAGAUGGCAGCCACUCUUUGGGCUAUUUGGAAUGCAGUUUUAUAGAGCCAUGCUCGAAGGAAAACUGCCGAUGUUUCUCAAGCUCUUAAUUACAGCAGGCAUGUGGUCAUGAUCUGUCACAACGCAAUGACUGGGAAUCAUUCCCUAAAUGUAGCUUUAAACCCCCUUGUCUACAAUUGGAAACGAUUUGUUGAAUUUAAAAUCAAACAGGGAACCAAUUUUUGGAUCUUAGUAGAAGUUACUACAAAAGGAAGAGUUGCUUGCUAGGUUCAAGCUUUGUUUGCAAAGAUCAAAUGAGGAACCAAAUUGUGAUACACUGUUAAAGUUGGUUGGCUAAAAGUAAAUCCGUAGUACUUUCUCAGACAAUUCGUGAAAGCUCAAUCCAUGCACUUAUUAAAGGUGUGGUAGCUGCAGUUGUACCUACUAGUCACUCUGAGGAUUGCAGCCAUUAUUGUGCAAUGUAAAACACCUAGUUCGAAGGAUUUGAGCAGUUAGGAAGACAUUGCUGAGUGGCAUUAGUAAUUUUCUAAACGCUGGGUUGAUCAAAUCCCAGUAAAAUCCUCACUAAUGCUUGUUAGCAUGCCAAUUCUACAGCUUCCUCUUUUAUGCAGACUAGUCCUCUUCUUGACUAGAAUUUAAGGCUUUCACUCUGACAUAGCAUCCAUGUCGAAGAGAAAAUAAAUUUCUUGAUGUGGUGAAUCUUGUUUGAUUUGAUGAAUACCAUUAAUAGAUGAUAUUGCAGAUUGAAACCACCCUACCAACGAAGUUGCAGAAUCAAUCAGAACCUUCUUAGACCAAUGUAAUUUAUUGGUUCUCCAAUGGCUCAGAAGAAGAGCUGGUUCAACAUAGUGCAGAGGUUCAUUAUAAGAGAGAGAAACUCUAAACAAGAAAUGGAUUUUUGGAGGGCUUAAGAUCAAAAGAUUAGCCUCACUCACUUCACCGUCAUCAUUAAAUGAAAGAACUCUUGGUGAGGCUGGGGAAGAGCAGAUCAAGCAUGCUCUUGCUGUGGCCCAUGCCACCACUGCUGCUGCUGAAGCACCUGUUACGACUGCUCUAAUUGCUGUUGCGGUUGUCCAGUUCACCCCUCAAUAUAACCAUCAAUGUGUAAAUGAAGUGGAAGAGUUUUCAGUCAUUAGAGUUCAAGGUGAAGCCCCUCAGUCCAACCAUCACUGUUUGAGAGAAAUCCAUGAAUUUGCUGCCACUAGAAUUCAGUCUGCCUUUCAGGGUUACCUUGUGAGUUUAAAGAAGGCAUGGAAAACUUUGUGGACUUAGAAGGGAAUUGUGAGGCAGAGCUGUAUGAUGCCAAACUAUAACUACCCUAAAGUUCUUCCAGUCCACUGUAAUUAUUCAGUCACAAGGCUGCGCAAGAAUAUUUGGAAUGGUGGAAGGCACUUAGAAUUAUGAUGGAAGUGAGCAAUUGCAGAAUUGGAAAGACAAGAUAACAAGGAUAGACACAAGGAAUCAAAGAAGGUGGGAUGACAGUGUUUUGUCAAAGGAAGAGUCAGUUGCAUUGUUUAUGAGUAGGAAAGAGACCAUGCUUAAGAGAGAACGGAUAAAGGAGUAGUGGUUUAUCCAUCUGUAGUCAGCAGAUAUGGAUCAAAACUUAGUAAGUGGAAGAUGAAGGCAUUGGUUGGAUCAAUGGGUAGAUACACAAAUUACCUUAAGUAAAGAACUUGAAGAUUUGGACUCGGCUUUGACUUCAAAUCGAAGACAAAGAGAGGACUCUAUGAAAGAAGGCAACUUAAGCUAAGAAAUGUUGAGGGACAGAGUAAGUUGGAAGGAUUGAAUUCUCCAACAUUUGUUCCGACAGUAUCAAUUCAUUAUAGGAGACCAUGCUCAUUGGGAGAUCAUAAUUCUUUGUCAAGCUCUCCUAUUGUUCCAACUUACAUGAAUGCAACUGAAUCUGCAAAGGAAAAGGCAAGAUCAAUGAGCUCGUGAAAAAUAAGGCCCAUGAAUUUUGAUACAUGCUCUGAAAGCUCUUCACCAUAUAAGAAUAAACUCAUAUCCUUUAUUACUACUGAAGUGCCAAGUGGUGGUAGGAUUGGCAAGACUAGUGGUUUCUAGCAGAUCUCCAAGAUCAAAAGGCCUUCCAAGUCCUAUAAAAUUCAGUAGGAAGGUAAAGGAUCUCAGUUUUAACUCAAAGUGCUCAUUUCAGACUUUGGAUAGACAUGGCUUUAGAUAAUUUCAGAAGUUCGGUGCAAGAAGAGAACUUGGUUAGUGUGUCAGGUUGGAGUGGAGAACAUAGUUUGUAAUUUAAUCUAGUUUGAAUAGUUAAACAAUGGUGUGCUAUUUAAUCUCAUCAUCAAAUGAGUAGCUCACUGUAAUGCUGCAUUGUAAUUUAAUCUAGUUGGAACUCUACUCUUCCUCCCUCCAAAUUGGCCAUUAAAGUGUAUUGAGGUUUGGGUUGCAUGAGAGACUUUUUUUUCUCUGUUCAAUACCAAUGGAUAAGUGUGUUUAACUUUAA